Molecule: messenger RNA, 1725 nt
Organism: Tupaia belangeri chinensis (Chinese tree shrew)
Lineage: Eukaryota; Metazoa; Chordata; Mammalia; Scandentia; Tupaiidae
Gene: NKD1
Product: NKD inhibitor of Wnt signaling pathway 1
Exons: 10
Coding region: 1-1539 (512 amino acids)
Biological process (GO): negative regulation of Wnt signaling pathway
Cellular component (GO): cytoplasm
Molecular function (GO): calcium ion binding
Source: RefSeq, a predicted model, not a curated record
AUGUCCCCAGCAGAGCAGGGAUUCUCUCUUAGAAUCAUCAAGCCCCCUCUCCCGAGAUGCUGGCUUCUGCGCCCACUGCGCCCCUCGCUCCUGACCUCAACCCUCUUCAUCGGCAGUCCUGGAGCUCACUCUUCUGAGCCCCAAGCCCCUACCAGAACUCAGGGGCUUCGUGUCGUCCCUGCCCCAGGUGACAGCUUCGCGGUGAGCGCCGCCUGGGCUCGGAAAGGCAUCGAGGAGUGGAUCGGGAGGCAGCGCUGCCCGGGCGGUGUCUCAGGACCCCGACAGCUGCGGUUGGCGGGGACUGUUGGCCGAGGCACCCGGGAGCUUGUGGGUGAAGUUUUCAGAGAAACACUCAGCGAGGAGGAAGAAGAGGACUUCCGACUAGAAGUGGCCCUGCCUCCUGAGAAGACUGAUGGGCUGGGCAGCACAGAUGAGAAGAAGAUGGAGAAAGCCGGCGAGUCUUGCCCAGGCUCCAAGAAGCAGCUGAAAUUUGAAGAGCUGCAGUGUGACGUGUCAGUGGAGGAGGACAGCCGGCAGGAAUGGACCUUCACGCUCUACGACUUUGACAACAAUGGCAAGGUCACCCGCGAGGACAUCACCAGCUUGCUGCACACCAUCUAUGAGGUAGUCGACUCCUCUGUCAACCACUCCCCAACGUCCAGCAAAACGCUGCGAGUGAAGCUCACCGUGGCCCCCGACGGGAGCCAGGGCAAGAGGAGCGUCCUUCUCAAUCCCACUGACCUGCAGAGCACGAGACCCAGAGCAGAGACCAAGCCUGCCGAGGAGCUGCGAAGCUGGGAGAAGCAGCGAGCCCCGCUCAGGUUCCAGGGUGACAGCCGUCUGGAGCAGUCUGGCUGCUACCACCAUUGCGUGGAUGAAAACAUCGAGAGGAGAAACCACUACUUAGAUCUCGCCGGGAUAGAAAACUACACGUCCCAGUUUGGGCCUGGCUCCCCUUCAGUGGCCCAGAAGUCAGAACUGCCCCCCCGCACCUCCAACCCCACUCGGUCUCGCUCCCAUGAGCCAGAAGCCAUCCACGUCCCACACCGAAAGCCCCAAGGCGCGGACCCGGGCUCCUUCCAUUUCCUUGACACCCCGAUCGCCAAGGUCUCAGAGCUCCAGCAGCGGCUCCGGGGCAUCCAGGAUGGGACCAAGCACUUUGUGAGGUCCCCCAAGGCCCAGGGCAAGAGUGUGGGUGUGGGCCACGUGGCCCGAGGGGCAAGAAGCAAGCCCCCACUGGGACCCAGCGUCCCUGCGGUGUCCCCCUCCGCCCACCUGGCCGCCAGCCCAGCCCUCCUUCCCACCCUGGCACCCCUCGGGCACAAGAAGCACAAGCACCGAGCCAAGGAGAGCCAGCAGGGCUGUCGGGGUCUGCAGGCACCGCUGGCCCCGGGCAGCGUCGUCGUGGGGCGGGAGCACGUGAGGGAGCUGCCCGCCAUGGUGGUGUACGAGAGCCAGGCCGGGCAGGCGGUCCAGAGACACGAGCACCACCACCACCAUAAACAUCACCACCAUUACCACCACUUUUACCAGACAUAGAGCCCCUCCCCAGGACCCCACCCUGCCAGAUGAAGGACCCCCACCCCCGACGCCCCCAGGCAUCAUUAUUCUAUUAAUUAUUGUUAUUAUGACGAUUAUUGUUAUUAAUAAUUAUUGUUACUCCACUAAUAUUUAGCUAGCCUUCAUGUAGAAGAUAUAUGGAAACAGAAACUAAACUUUUAUUUA